AGUGCCAGGAUGCGGCCUCUGUCAGUGUCGGCUUCUGCUGCCUUCCUGGGUCCUGUCACAUCCUUCUUGCUCAACCAUGGGGCACGCAGGAUGGAAACUCCUCUCCCCUCUUUGGAAGACAACGUGUGGCUUGGCUUCAUAGAGUUGUGGCUGGAGACUGAAGCAGUAGGCUUUCUGUAGCCAGUCUGUGUUGGGGGAGAGGGGAGUCCUCCCUGCCCGGAAGGCCCAGAGAUGGAAGGACAAGUGGCAGGCCGGGUGCUCAGGAUCUUCCGACACAGGCUGCCUCGACUCCGAGCAGGAUCUCCCCAGGACAAUCCGGGGGAAGCUGUAAAGGAACCAGAAAGAGCCCGGGAGCACUCUCUGCCCAACUUUGCUGGAGGGCAGCACUUCUUUGAAUACCUUCUUGUGGUUUCUCUAAAAAAAAAGUGUUCAGGGGAUGAUUAUGAGCCCACGAUCACCUACCAGUUUCCCAAGCGGGAGAACCUGCUUCGGGGCCAGCAGGAGGAGGAGGAGAGGCUGCUUAAAGCCAUCCCCUUGUUCUGCUUCCCAGAUGGGAAUGAGUGGGCACCGCUCACCGAGUACCCCAGGGAGACCUUCUCCUUCGUUCUGACCAAUGUGGAUGGGAGCAGAAAGAUUGGAUACUGCAGGCGCCUCUUGCCCGCCGGCCCUGGCCCUCGCCUUCCCAAAGUGUACUGCAUCAUCAGCUGCAUCGGCUGCUUCGGCUUGUUCUCCAAGAUCCUGGAUGAAGUGGAGAAGAGGCAUCAGAUCUCCAUGGCUGUCAUCUACCCGUUCAUGCAGGGCCUCCGAGAGGCGGCCUUCCCUGCUCCCGGGAAGACUGUCACCCUUAAGAGCUUCAUCCCAGACUCGGGCACCGAGUUCAUUUCACUGACACGGCCCCUGGACUCCCACCUGGAACACGUGGAUUUUAGUUCUCUGUUGCACUGUCUCAGUUUUGAACAGAUACUUCAGAUCUUUGCCUCUGCGGUGCUGGAGAGAAAAAUCAUCUUCCUGGCAGAAGGUCUCAGCACCCUGUCUCAGUGCAUCCACGCCGCUGCCGCGCUGCUCUACCCCUUCAGCUGGGCACACACCUACAUCCCUGUUGUCCCCGAGAGCCUUCUGGCCACCGUCUGCUGCCCCACGCCCUUCAUGGUUGGAGUACAAAUGCGCUUUCGGCAGGAGGUCAUGGACAGCCCCAUGGAAGAGGUCCUGUUGGUGAAUCUUUGUGAAGGAACUUUCUUACUGUCGGUUGGUGACGAACAAGACAUCCUACCUCCAAAGCUUCAGGAGGACAUCUUAGUUUCUCUUGGUCGGGGGAUCGAUGAGUUAAAGACUUCAGAAGAAAUCAACGAGCAUGUUUCAGGCCCUUUUGUGCAGUUCUUUGUCAAAACCGUGGGCCACUAUGCUUCCUAUAUCAAGCGGGAGGCAAAUGGGCAAGGCUGCUUCCAAGAACGGUCCUUCUGUAAGGCCCUGACCUCCAAGACCAAACGCCGAUUUGUGAAGAAAUUUGUGAAGACACAGCUCUUCUCCCUCUUCAUCCAGGAAGCCGAGAAGAGCAAGAACCCCCCUGCAGGCUAUUUCCAACAGAAAAUACUUGAAUAUGAGGAACAGAAGAAACAGAAGAAACCAAGGGAAAAGACUGUGAAAAUAAGAGCUGUGUGAACAAGAGAGACUAGACCUACAGGCCAGUGCCGGACUUGAGCCCCUGCCAGAGUGGUAGGAUCAGGGAAGCUCUCAGCCCCCGGAAUCCACAGCCUCCUUCCGAGUCCACCAUCCAGGUCUUGCUUCAAACUGGUGCCCGAGUUUGGUAUCCCUGGUAUCAGCUUUUUCAGGAGUUUGGAGGGCUCUGACUCCGUGCUCACAGAACUGGGCCCAGAGCUGCAUUUUUUGCAGAGGUGACACAGAGCAGGAAACAGAAGUAUAGGUGUUGUAGACGCUUGGUUAAAAGUUGUUGCAACUGCCCCUCUUGGGGACCACUAUUACAAAAUCUUCAAUAGAGAACAGAGUUGUGACCCAAAGGCUUAGCCCCUCCACAUAAAAAAAGGUCUGUGGACAUGUGAGGAUGAGAGUAAAGAGGAAAAUCUUA
This is a messenger RNA of Lemur catta (Ring-tailed lemur), 2083 nucleotides long. It is a transcript of the gene DENND2D, whose product is annotated as DENN domain containing 2D. The record is from RefSeq and is a predicted model, not a curated record. The transcript is spliced from 12 exons. The coding region runs from base 232 to 1659 and encodes 475 amino acids. Gene Ontology annotation, cellular component: cytosol; nucleoplasm. NCBI's taxonomy places the organism in Eukaryota, Metazoa, Chordata, Mammalia, Primates, Lemuridae.